Vigna unguiculata (cowpea) is the source of this 720-nucleotide messenger RNA. RefSeq names its product protein TIFY 5A-like. The record is from RefSeq and is a predicted model, not a curated record. NCBI's taxonomy places the organism in Eukaryota, Viridiplantae, Streptophyta, Magnoliopsida, Fabales, Fabaceae.
UAAUUUCCAAUUUGGGGAAGAAUGCACCUUGGAAGAGCAAACAAUGGUAGCUGUCAUGUUAUAGAACUCACAUGAAAUUGCAGAUUCAUAACACCUAUAUCCUACCUAAUAUCUCUAACCAUAUUCAAUAGUUUUGCCAUGUGUAACUCAUUUCCCACACAUUCUUAUUUUUUUCAACUCAAAUUCAUUCUUUCCCUUUUACAUCUAUAUAUUUGUGUAACCUUCAAAUCUCUGUCUCUUCCUGUCCUUUUUUUUACUCUUCCAAUAUACUUCCAUUUUUCACUUUUCCAGUUAAUAUAUGAAGAGAAACUGCUAUCUCGAUCUUCGUCUUCAUUCUUCUUCUUCUCAUACUUCAAUGAAUGGGAAGUUCAACAUCCACAGUAUUAAACUUGCAGCUAUUCUUCACAAUCAACGCCACUGCAUUUUUGACACUACAGAACUUCAGGCAAGGGCGAUUAUAUGGUUGGCAAGUCGAGAAAUGGUGAAAACCAGAAGCUUGUGUUCUGAAGCAUUAUUAGUACAUAUUCCGCCACAUCUCUCCAUCAAGAAAUCACUUCACAAUUUCCUGCAGAGGAGAAAGAAACGAAGAAGUUCUCAAAGGAACAAUGACAAAAAUUAGUCAUAUAUUUAUAUGAAUGAAUGAAUCCCUGUCCCUUCUUUGUAUCUGCUCUGGAUACUAAUAUUUCUUCAAUGAAAAAGGUCUCUUUCAACCCACCAUCA